AUGGCCACGCCAUCAAACCCCGCACCGGCAUCGGUGCUCUUCGUCUGUCUUGGCAACAUCUGUCGUUCCACGAUGGCCGAAGGCGUCUUUAGAUCUCUCGCAGCCCCCCACCGCACAUCUUUAAUCGGCGACAUCGACUCGGCGGGGACGGGCGCCUAUCAUGUCCAUGAUCCUCCAGACGACCGCACAAUGAGCACGCUACGAGCACACGGAAUAAAAAACUACAACCACGCAGCGCGAAAAGUGACAAAGGACGAUUUCCGCACGUUUCACUAUAUUCUUGCCAUGGAUCAACAUAACCUGCGAGACCUGCUGCGGUUGCGCGAUAGUGUGCUUGCUUCGCAGAAGAAAGGGAGCAAGGGAACAACAACAACAGAGACAGAGCUUGCAGUGGUGCGAUUGUUUGGAGACUUCAACUCGGAUGGCACGCUGAACAAACGUGUCGGUGGAGGCAAGGAGAUUGAGGAUCCUUAUUAUGGCGGGAUCAACGGGUUUGAGAUGGCUUACGAGCAGGCAAUAAACUACUCCAAGGGAUUACUCUCGUAUUUGGAAAACAAGAGUGCAGAAACGGCGAAUUAA
Talaromyces rugulosus is the source of this 579-nucleotide messenger RNA. RefSeq lists its product as uncharacterized. NCBI's taxonomy places the organism in Eukaryota, Fungi, Ascomycota, Eurotiomycetes, Eurotiales, Trichocomaceae. Bases 1 to 579 code for a protein of 192 amino acids. The transcript has 2 exons. The record is from RefSeq and is a predicted model, not a curated record. Gene Ontology annotation, molecular function: acid phosphatase activity; non-membrane spanning protein tyrosine phosphatase activity. Gene Ontology annotation, cellular component: cytoplasm. Gene Ontology annotation, biological process: protein dephosphorylation.